Oppiella nova is the source of this 501-nucleotide messenger RNA. Lineage: Eukaryota; Metazoa; Arthropoda; Arachnida; Sarcoptiformes; Oppiidae. The record is from the annotation of a GenBank genome assembly.
AUGGCUCGCAAGAGAAAGCUCUCUGAGAGUGAACUUUUCGAUUACACCAACACUUCGUCGGACUCCGAAUAUUCCGAAUCUAACGGCAAGAGACCGGUGGCCAGGAAUGCGGCCAAUGCUAGGGAAAGGGCUCGCAUGAGGGUUCUCAGCAAAACAUCAUUGCCGUGGGUUCCGGCGGAUACUAAACUUUCCAAAUUGGAUACAUUGAGAUUAGCGGCCAGUUAUAUAAGUCAUUUGCGACAGAUAUUGGCUGAGGAACAAACAUACCCCAACUCAUCCAUUCAUCCCUUCAAUUUAACCUGGCCCUUCACUUUCCAUAACAAGCCCUCUAAUAGUGAAGAGACAGAGCCGUUAUCUUCAGUUUCAUUUCCAUAUAUACAUCAGUGUUCACAACACUAUCCAAGCGAACGACCCUUUCCUCUUGCCUUUAAAACCUCAGCCGACAAUCAUUUGUAUCAAUCAUUUGAUUCUGAAAUCAUUGAAUCCCAUGAAUACUGUUAG